Molecule: messenger RNA, 5415 nt
Organism: Pimephales promelas (fathead minnow)
Lineage: Eukaryota; Metazoa; Chordata; Actinopteri; Cypriniformes; Leuciscidae
Biological process (GO): microtubule cytoskeleton organization; neuron projection development
Cellular component (GO): neuron projection
Molecular function (GO): microtubule binding
Source: RefSeq, a predicted model, not a curated record
AGAGGGCGGUGUCCUGUGUGUGCGGUCAGUGAAGAGCGCAGGGCGGAUCAGCUUGAGGCCGCGACACCAACACACGCGCGGAAAACUCUCAGAAAUCAACGAAAGCGUGAAGUGAUGGCGGAUCUGAGCUUGACCGACGCUCUGAGCGACAGCGGUCCUCAGCCGGACGUGGAGAACGCAGUGGAGAGGGACUUCAUCUCCGCGCUGGAGGACGAACCCUUCGAGGAUCAGGUCGGAGAGACCGUGGGCAAGACCGACUUCAUCCCCCUCCUGGACACUGACGGCAAGGAUCCAGAUACAGUGGUCAAGAACGGACUGCAGGAAGGCCAAGGGUCUCAGACCCCUGGCUCCACCAAUCCGCUGACAGACACACGGCCACAUCAGCCGACGUUUGGGACAGACUUACUAUCAGGCACGAUGUCUGGUUUCCCGGAUCAGUGUGGCUCACAGUCGAGUCCUCCACAGAUGAUGGACAGCAGCCCGAUGGGACCGUUCUCAGGUUUCUCUCAGGCUAGCACAGUGUCUGCGGUGAUCACAGGUGCCGCUCCUGUCCAGACAGAAAGACCGUCUGGUGUGGCCGAACCGCAGGGUUCACCGGAUGUUAAGGCCCCCGAACCCCCCAAAAUACCAGCCGAACCCCCCAAAAUACCAGCCGAACCCCUGGCGGCCACGACACCCAAGAACCCACUGGACACAUCUGCAGGUGUCUUUGGUGAUCACUGGUCCGAUGAGGCCGGCAUUCCUUCUGACCUGCCCUUCACGCCCAGCGUUUCCACCAUUAUCAGUCGCCAUGCAAGUCACCUGGUAGAAAGCCAGAGUGAUACGACCGAUCCUCAGUGGUCCCCGAGAGACAGAAGCGUGGGAGAUGCCGAGGAAAGGGAAGGCGAAGGAUCUGACCGUAAGAAGGAAAAGAAGAAGAAAAAACGGAGACCCAGGGACGAGGUUUACGACUUCCAUGCGGAAAUGCAGAGCGAAAGCGCUUUAUCCGAGAGCCUCCAUCAGUCCAAAGAAGAUGGAGGCUGGGAAGACGUCGGGCGCAUUGGUGGGAGAGCCAAGAAGCCGAAAAGCCGAAAGAAGAUACCCGAAGAAUGGGCGAUCCAUGCCGAACCCUUCGUCCCUUCUUCGGCCUCCGUGCCGCAAGAGUUCGCAACUGAUUUUACCCAGUCACCCCUUGGAGUCGACAGUGGUCUAGUGUCGUUUUCUGAGGACUACACUGAUGGGAGUCUCAUUCCUCUGUCUCUUACCCAAGAUCUCCUGUCUCUCACAGCUACUUCCCCACCAUCCACAACUCCUGCAAUGAUCUCCCUAAAGUCUCCCGGUCGAGCCCCCGAUCAACUCCCCUUGUCCACAUCAUCUGGAUUCAAUGAUAAUCUCAUGGACACGGAAGAUGAUUUCACCCUUCCAUCACCUCUGGGGAAAGCUGAUUCUCUUCUCAAUGAUGCUCAAGCUUCUCCUGGGGGAGCUUUUGAGGAGGCGAUGUUUGCUCAAGAACAUCCCUACACCUCUCCCAUGCCCACAAGAGACUCAGGAGUGAAGCAGCCGCUGGCUUCCACCCCUGGAAACACUUAUUUUGUACCACCGAUGGAAGAGUUAAUCUCAGCGCCUCCGUUUUCUCCAUCUGGACCUGCGUGGUCUCUUAAUAACCACAAUCAACCUUUUGAUCUGGAAGAUGUUGCAUUUGAGACCCAAGUCCCAGUUCCUUCACCAAAGAGCAAAUCCCCAAAGGAACCAAAAAACAAACAAGGCAACAAGAAGUCCAGUUCCUCUUCAUCAAAAAGUCCAACUUCCCCUGAUGCGAAGUUGCCGUCUCCACAGAUCUCCGGUUUGAAUCCGGCCGCUCCGCCUUUCUUCCCUAGUUUUGCAGACCCUCGGGAGCCAGCCGGAGGACUGCCCUUGACAUUGGAAGGAAACGCUGAUAAGAACAAGCCGGAGGUGAACAAAAUGGACAAUGUCCAGAAGUUUGAUGACUUUGGUGUCUUCAGCCAGAUUGACCAAGAUCAGAAGAGGGAAACUGUGGAGGAGAAAGACAAAACUGGACACACAGACAAACAGACAACCAAAGAAGAGAAGACAGACACUCAAGUGGACAAAAACAAAGACUUGGACAAGUCAGAGAAAACAGGCAAAGAGGAAACGGUUCCCAAAGUUGAGACGCCAGUGAAAGUUGAGAGCAUUGACAAGUUGGAAAAAACGACUAAAGAUGAGGCCGAGAAGGUUGAGAAGACUAUCGACAAAAAAGAGACUGCAGAAAAGAUUGAGUCUUCUCCAAAGAUUGAGAAAGAGAAGGUGGAUCCGGUGGAAAAGACUGAGAUCAAGACGGAUGUGGUGAAAACCGAAGAGAACAAAUCAGACCAGAAAGAAGAGAAAGAGGAACAUGUGAAGGAGAAAGAGGAACAGAAGACAGAAAAGGACAAAGUGGAAACGAAUGAGCCAGCGGACAAGAAACCUGCCAAAGCUGAGAAGGACGAGAAAGCCAAAAAACCAACAGCGAAACCCUCAGCGGCCAAGCCUGCGGUCACCAACGGACGAGACUUGACCAGUGGCGAGAAGAAGACCAAGCCUGUCACAGGGUCAAUCAAACCCAGUUCUACCAAGCCCAGACCCAGCUCGACCUCCACCGCCCCCAAACGCCCGACCUUGACCUCCAGCGCACCCGCUCCCCUCAGCAAAAGAGCCCCAGUGCCCAAAGCCCCCGCCCCGGCCCCGCCCACCAAACGACCAGCUACGGCAUCCACACGACCCUCCACCGCGACCAGCACCGCGGCCAGAGAGGUCAAGCCCAAGACGGCCACAGAGAAGCGCCCACUUGUGCCAAAAGCCACUGCCGCUCCGGCUCGACCCGCGACUGACAAACCUGCGCCCGCGACACGCACCGCGACCACGCCGCGCACCGUAGCCAGCGCUCCUGCAGCACGACGCCCGGCUGCAAAGACGGAGAGCAAAGCAGGAGACGAGAAGAAACCAAGCACACUGAAACCUACAGUUUCAGAUGCUGCCCGCUCUAAACCCGCACCGCUCAAAGCCCCCAGCGCCACCAGUCGCCCUCGACCCACCAAAACCCCCGUUCCCAGCAGCACCACAGCCGAGAAGAAGCCGCUGGUUCCCCGCGCCGCCCGACCCAGCGCCGCGGCCCCCGGCACCACGACUCGACCCAGCGGCGCCCCCCGACCCAGCUCCGCCUCCACACCCGCGCCCGACAUCAGAAACAUCCGCUCCAAGAUCGGAUCCACAGACAACAUCAAACACCAGCCCGGAGGAGGGAAGGUCACAGUGUCUCAGAGCAGGACGGACACACACACCUCGCUCUCCAAAGAGACCAGCCAGGGCAAAGUUCAGAUAGUCUCCAAAAAAGUGGACUACAGUCACGUGACUUCCCGCUUGGGCUCCAAGGACAAUAUCAAACAUAUUCCUGGUGGAGGGAACGUCCAGAUUCUCACCAAGAAGGUUGACUUGAGUAAAGUGACCUCCAAGUGUGGAUCCAAGAGCAACAUCAAACAUAAACCAGGUGGAGGCGAAGUCAAGAUCGAAAGCCAUAAGGUGAACUUUAAGGACAAAGCUCAGUCCAAGGUGGCAUCGAUGGAUAACGUCAAUCACGAGCCCGGCGGCGGGAACGUCAAGGCUGAGGGUGCGCAGGAGACUGAGGAGGGUAGCGCGGCUCCCUCUAGUGGUGUCUCGGCCCCGGCCCAGGAGAACGGGCUGAAGGAGGCCGGCCCCUGCAGGAGUGACGAGCUCCGGGACCCUCAGGGCCUGGACUCGCUCAUCCCUGAAACAAAUUGAGUCUUUCAAGCUAAAUUUCCGCGAGAACGCCCGCUCUCGCACGGACCACGGCGCUGACAUCAUCACCUGGCCCGUCUCGAGUGACAGUCCUGUUUUCCACAGCGCCGACUCCCUCAUCCCUCGCUCUCUCACCACCCCGGCCCUCGCCCCCUCACCAGAACAACGGGGCCAGGUCGGCUCGCUCCACGACCUCCGGACGUGACCUCGGCUGCUCCCUAAACCCCGCCUCCCACCAUUGCUAAGACUCGUAUGAUUGGUGUGCUGUCAUUGGUGCAGUCAUCAGGAUGGAUUGUGAGUGAAGUCGUCGGUCUGGACGGGGUCAGCUGAGGUCACGGCUAACAGCCACAGCACCUGCGACGCCACUUGUUGUAGAGCAUGAAUCUAGUUUAGGUGCUUUCGUUUCUUUUUUAUUAGUGUUGCAACUCGGUAUUCAUGAUCAUGAUGUAGCUGAGGUGAUCACCCCCCCCCACACACACACACACACACACACAUCUGGACAUCAUCUCUCGCUGUCUUCAGGUCCUCCGGGGAAGAUCGCACUCAUGAUGAACGCGGCGCUUUAUAAAAUCACGUUCAGAAGCUUCUCUUAGUGACAAAGCAUCAAAAUGAAGAGCAAAGAAUGUGUGCAACUGGUGCGCUUUAUAACUCUAACGACGCCACAGAGCAUGAUGGGAAAUGUAGUUUGGUUGCAUUAAGGUUUAAGACACACUAGAAUUCAAUGAACACGGCAUCCAAAGUGUAGAAAAAAUACGCAAUCCUCUCAACUUUACUUUUUAAAGUUCAUGUCGUCUUCUGUAUCGUGCACACGUCUUUAUAAGAUUCAGAUUCACCAAACUUCAUGCAAUUCACAUUUGCGUAUUCUGUCUGAAUGGACGUCAUUGUUGUGUGACCGCUUCAUUGGUCAGCUAUGGGCAGCACACUGGUUAAAACACACACUCUUCAAAUGGCUGAUAAAAGCUUCGUCGUCUCGUAAGCACCAUCAUUCCCGCGGGAUUUGAAGGCAGCAUCAUGUGACCCUCUCUCACUUCACCUUUGACCUCCUGUAGAGCUGAAACUGAAUUUCUGAACCUCUCUGUAAAACUCUGUUUCGUGAUGCUGUGUUUGAGUGAGUACUGUGUUGUUAAACUCUUCGCAUCCUUUCGUUUUAUUUUCGUGAGCGGCGGAUGUUUCCUUUUCUUUGUUAUUGUAAAGCAAUAUAACGCUCUCCUAAAACGCCUAUAAGACGUUAAACUCGACGCACAGUGACGGACGCUCGUCGUGUCAAGCGCAGGUCCAGACGGCUUCGUGAAAGUGAAGAAGGGCUGAGAUGUGACGAAAGAGAACCUCCUGAAAAAGAAGUGCACUUUAGUUCAAAAAUAGAAAUUAAAGGUGAGUUUCUUGACGCACAAGUUUGUAAUAAUAAGUACAUUUUAAAUGGUAUUGCCAUUCUUUAAUGAAGUUUUUUUUUAAGUCUUGACAAGCAUACAAAAGCACAUGUAAAGUACUUGAUCACUUUAACUGUAGUGUUUUAUUCAGUAUAUACGGUCUUGUCAACUGUACACUUUAAUCUUAUUUCAAAGACAAUACCAAUUAUAUUGAACAUAAUGGCUCAACUAACUGCAUUUAAAAUCAUUUAUUGUACAUUAUUUAAAGGAGUAG